This is a messenger RNA of Exophiala oligosperma, 4316 nucleotides long. RefSeq lists its product as uncharacterized. The record is from RefSeq and is a predicted model, not a curated record. NCBI's taxonomy places the organism in Eukaryota, Fungi, Ascomycota, Eurotiomycetes, Chaetothyriales, Herpotrichiellaceae. The transcript has 5 exons. Gene Ontology annotation, molecular function: metal ion binding. Bases 705 to 3905 code for a protein of 1066 amino acids.
CCUGUCUUUUCCAUCCUAAACAAUCACGCUCUACAUCUUUCUCAUCCUCCUGUAAUUGUUCCCGACCCUUUUCUGACCGUGGACUGUAAUAAUUGCAUUGAAUGGUCUUUUAUCUUGCUUUUUCGCAUGGCUGGAGUCGGGGUGAUGAAGUUUGGCGUGACUGUGACUGAGGCGCGUUUGAUUGCCAUCUAAGAAAUUCGUUCACAGAAAUUCAUCUGCGGCUCUUUUUAAAAGCCAUUUCCAGACACGGUGGACCGAGUACAAUUAGUGCUUUUGGCCCUCAGGCUGGUCAAUAUUAGAGACAUUCUUCGAAUUGUGGCAUUGAGUUCGGAUUAAGGCACGAGGGGCAACCAAUUUGUUGUUGUUACGGGACAGAAGAGUGACCCAAAAGGACAGACAGACAACCUGAGAACCUCUGUUUGACUGAACGACUACUGCUUAACCUAACACCUAACGCAUUUCCUACAAUUUUCCGGACGACAAACACGGAUAAUCCGCAACCCAUUCCAUCGCCUUCGGGCUGAUCUCUGCGCUGUCUGUCGUGGCUUUGAUGCAGCCGAGAGAGUGUUGCGGCCUGUGAGUGGCGAGUCCAAGAAAACCUGAAUUUCUGCCACCAAAACCAAGCGUUUAAUCGGCCGCCGCCGAGUCCGAGCACGUGACCUUCGAUCUCCAGAAUCUCCAACUCCAGCUUGUUGGUCAAGGGAAUGGAUUCGUCCACCAACCAUGCCAUCAAUGGCACGCAUAAUUCCAAUAAUCAAGCGUAUCCCUAUCUCGAUGGUAUUCAGACCUAUUCCAAUGAAGAGUUUAGUCGAUUCUUCGAUCCUGCGCUGUUUGAAGACACCACUAUUGGUCCUGGCUUCACUCAGCAGACACAACAACUACCUCCAAACUUCAAUCAAGAUGUGUCGAGGCAGUCUCACAGUCCGCUGCCCCAGUUCAAUUCACCUCAACCCGCCUAUCAACCUCAUAAUCAAUACUCCCAGUCUCCCCUCUACGAUACCCGCCAACUACCGCAGCAGCAGAACUAUGACCCUCGCUUCUACUCAGGGCCGUCACCGUCACCUCUCGGCUUUGAAGGCGGAUAUAGCUUCCAGCCUCCGAUGAACUACAAUGCUCAGGGCUUCAAUUCUCAACACAUGAAUAUGCCACCGAGGCAGACACCAACGCCGACGAAUUUUGCCCCUGGCUCUGGACAAAAGCAACAGCCUCCUCCCUACGUCAAUGUGCAGCCAUCGCACCUGGCUCAGAUGCAGAACCCUGAGAUGAUGCAUUAUGGAAAUUAUCAGAAUCAAAGCCGUCAAUCAUCGGGUUCUUUUGUUGACCCAAACCUGUUGUCGACAGGGCAAAUGUUGGGUGCCUCAAACAAUAAUGUGAAUUUUCAGCAUCAGCAGUCAUAUCUUGGUCAGCCAUCCUACUUCAAAGCUGGUUCUACGGUCGAUCCAAGGACAUUGCAAGGUGCACUCCCAGUUCAACCUGCACCAUCUCCUGCUACACAGCAGCCUCAAAUAUCUGUGGUUAUUCCAAAACCUGAGAAAGCUCCACAAAGCAAACCUUCCAAGGACUCGAUUGCGCCCAAGAAAACUAAGAAGAAAGGCACCAAUGAUCCUGCAUCAGACUCGGAAGAUGAACUUUCCAUUCAAGUCGAGGAGCCUCCAGAGCCGACGCCAGCAAUUCUGAGUAUAGAUCUGCCUACAGAGGAGGGACAAAAGGCACAGUAUCUCGCUGUUCACGCAGUUUUCUCACCACGCAACAAGCCUGCAACUCCUGAGAAAGUUCGGGGUGGCAUUGCAAGCUUUGGUGAUUCCGUUCGGGCACUGCGAGAUUCCUGGAAGGUCAAAAAUGAAAACUUGAGAAAGGCCGAGUUACCCGAUUCCCCAACAGCUAAAGAUGCCGAUGCUCUCAAAAAGGAAGUCGCCCGCUACCGUUCGCUUAUUCAGGAGGUAAUGACGAGAUCGUUAAAUUUCGGGCAUCCCUCCAUCGUUAAAAGACUAGGCGAGAAUCACUUCACAAUGGCAGCACUGUCGUCAUUCAUACUUGAUCGAUUCACCGUGGGGGACUAUGAUAGUCCCCUUACACUGGCUAUCCUAAAGUUCGUUAUCAAGUUUGAAACACUCGAUUUCGAAACGUUAGAAAUGACGAAACUGUCCAAGUUACUACAACGCUUGACUAAGAAAGCAACCACAGAUAUCAAGACAUUGGCGCAGUCAAUUCUUGAAAACGCUACAGCUGUGUCUGCCAAGAAGAAAGCUGCCAGCAAAUCCGAAAACCCAGCGUCACCCAAUGUUGGUGGUAGCCCUAGGGAAGCGGUCGCGGGAACGAAGCGGCCGCGCGAGGGUGAAUCAGCUUCACAGACUGUACCAAAGAAGGUUGUGAAAGUACAAUCGUCGAAGCCUCUGGCAUUGCAAAAUGCUGAACGUAGAAAGGCUUUUGAGGCUGGUAAAGCUGCCGAGAAACCUGUAGCUACCUCUUCAGCUCCAGCAAAGGCCAAAGUGGCAGUGACAGCGCCUCCCAAAUCUGCCGUUUUCUCAUCUUUAAUGUCGGCCUCCAAGAAGCCAGGAACCUCAAUUGCUGCUCGUGCAGCUGCAGCCGCAAAAGAUAAAGGUUCUGCGGUGACGAAUACCCCGGCACCACCGGUGGUAGUAGUGAAGAAGGAAGUUGUUGGCAGAGACUCGCCUCCGAUUUCGGGCGCUCUAGCGCCGAAGACCACAUCGACCCCUUCUGCCCUUCUCGGCCUCUUAGCUGACAUGGAGAAGAAGCCUCAGAAAGAAGUCAAGAAAGAAGCUCAGAUACCGAAUGAGACGGAGGAAGAAAAGGCCAGACGUCUCCGGAAGGAGGCACGUAAGAAAUUACGUGUGACGUGGAAAGCGGACUCGGACCUAGUGGAGACUCGACUCUUCACUCACGACCCAGAUGAGGAAAUAGGUGACGGUGACAGCCUGAAACGUGAUGCUGGUGAUACAGGUCGCGAGGGUGAAGCUUUGAAACUUCAUCAAUCCAUGGAUGACUUGGAUGAUGAAGAGGAUGAAAAUGAGGAUUCACAUGAAGAUUUCGAAACAUAUUCAACUCCAAGCGAGGUGGAUUUCACAGUCCUCGAAAACGACACCGGCUCCUCAGAAGCUAACUUCUUCAAAUUUGGAGGUACGACGAGAGCCGAAGGUGUGAACAAUGAAGAACAAAACAAGCGUGAGCAGGAGACGGUCAUGGCGACAUAUGCAUCGAAAUCCGAUCGACCUCCGACACCAAAGGAGCCAGAUGAGAACGAAGAGGGCGAUUUCGAGCCGGCAGAACCAGCCAUUGACUUUGGUGAGCCUGAUGCCAAAACUCGUCAACGCGAGAAGGAUUAUCAAGCACGUCAAGCUAGAAAUCAACCUGGUUUUCCACUCCAGCCUCAGGUUGCUCCGGCACAAGCCGCUUCACAGCAACCCGCGGCCAUUUCGUCGGCUCUUCAGCAAGCUUUGGCUCAGUUUCAACCAGCUCAAGCUCAAGCCGCGGUGGCACCCCAGCUGGACCUUUCAGCAUUGUUCCAGUCAGUUCAGCAGAUCAAUCAACAAGUUCAAAGCCAGACUCCAGCACCCCAGUACGCACUGCCCCCUGUCACUCCAGAUCUAAGCACCAUCCUGGCGAAUUUGCAACAGCAACAACAACAGUCUUCUCAACAUUCGGCACCUUCUGUCGGUAUAGGAACUGAUAUCAGCCCUUACCCUGGCUCAGUGGAUGAUUCAUCACGGAAGCAUGCUCGAACUGACUCCAAUGACUAUGACUAUGAUGAAGCUGGCAGGAAAGGAGGAGCCAAGAAAAAGAAACCCUACAACUACAAAACACAGAUUUGUUCAUUCUGGGAACAAGGUCGAUGUACUAAAGGUGAUUCUUGCACAUACCGACAUGGUGAAGAAGAUUUUUCUUGACAGCGAUGAUUCAUGACGAUACCGAUACUCGCUUGAUUGUACAAUAUUUUUUCGAUCAUUCAAAUUAAACCUAUCAGCGGCACUAUUUCGACAUUGAGCAGUCAGUCUGGGACUGGGCAGCGGUUCUGUCUUGUUUCUUUUGUUUUUCCCCGCUGAUUCACCAACCCGAGAAACAUGGCGUUGUUUUUGAACCCCCCAGAAAGAGAGGAGAGGUUGGCAAAAUUUCAGCGUGACAACAAAGAUUGCUUUUGUCAAAGUAUAUGCAUGCAUUGGGCUGAUGAGAAAGGACCCUUUGAGCUCUGGGGGGAGGGUUGAUGAACUUGAUAUUGCGAGUGAGCGGGCACGAGAGAGUAAAUGAUAUCCUAGAUUAUGGAGUGCCAAGGGCAUGCUUAAUUGAAAAUAUAAUCAUUC